Hyaloscypha bicolor E is the source of this 1524-nucleotide messenger RNA. RefSeq names its product MFS general substrate transporter. The coding region runs from base 1 to 1524 and encodes 507 amino acids. The record is from RefSeq and is a predicted model, not a curated record. Gene Ontology annotation, biological process: transmembrane transport. Lineage: Eukaryota; Fungi; Ascomycota; Leotiomycetes; Helotiales; Hyaloscyphaceae. Gene Ontology annotation, molecular function: transmembrane transporter activity. The transcript has 4 exons.
AUGGUCCAAUCAGCUGGCGAGGGCUAUAGCGUUUUGACUGUCACGCAAAAGAGGCUUACCGUCAUGGCAGCUUCACUUGCCUCACUCUUUUCGCCAAUGGCAACAGCCAUCUACUAUCCAUCUCUUGAUACGAUAUCCAAGGACCUCAAUGUCUCAAACACAAAGAUCAACAUUACUAUCACACUUUUCUUGGUAAUCCAGGGGAUUGCCCCUGCCUUUGUAGCUGAUACUGCCGAUCGCCAAGGGCGACGGCCGAUGUACAUUUUCUGCUUUGUUGUCUUCUCGGGGGCCAACAUCGGACUGGCAUUGCAGAACAAUUAUACAGCGCUGCUGGUAUUAAGAAUGCUGCAAAGCGCGGGGUCCUCUGCGACUGUUGCUCUGGCGAACGGGGUCGUUGGCGAUAUCAUCACUUCGUCAGAGAGAGGAAGUUACGUUGCAUUUGCCUCUCUUGGAAGCGUAUUUGGACCUAUGGUCGCUCCCAUCCUCGGAGGUAUCAUUGGGCAAUAUGCGGGCUGGCACUGGAUAUUCUGGUUCUUACUGAUUUUCUCUGCUGCUGUUUUCAUCCCACUCAUCCUCUUCAUGCCCGAAACUUGCCGAAAUGUUGUCGACAAUGGGUCUAUACCUCCACCAUCCUUCUCUCAAAACAUCACGGAUGCAUUGAGGCAUAAACACCGGACACAGAGGGGAUUGAAUUUCAAUGUAGCCAAACAAGCGGAGAUUGCCAAGAAGUAUCGCUUUCGGCUUCCGAAUCCGCUCUCAACUUUGAAGGUGCUGUUAGACUUGGAGAGCGCGAUCCUUCUCAUCUCUACCGGGCUUGGAAUUGGUUGCUUUUACGCCAUCAGUACUGGCGCCUCGGUCGCGUUCGCGAGCAACUACGGAUUCAACCAAAUCAAAAUCGGCCUCAUGUUCAUCCCUAUUGGAGCCGGAAGCAUCUUUUCUGCAUUAACAAUCGGAAAACUGGCAGACUGGAACUACAGACGCUGGGCCAAGAAGCUUGGCAUACCCGUGGUCAAAAAUCGUAGACAAGACCUGACCAACUUCCCCAUUGAAAGAGCCCGUCUGGAAGUCGUGUUUCCCUUAUUCUUCGUGGCAGUUGCUAUCACCAUCGCCUACGGCUGGAUUCUCACGAAGAAGAUCAGCGUCGCUGUCCCGGUCGUUCUGCUCUUCUUCAUAGGCUUUUCGCUCACGGCCACAUUUCAAAUCCUCAAUGUUUUGAUGGUGGAUAUCUAUCCUGGCAAACCUUCGGUAGCAACUGCAGCAAAUAACUUCACCAGAUGUGAGAUCGGUGCCGUGUUCUCGGCGAUUUUGUUGCCGCUUGUGGAUUCGAUUGGGUGGGGUUGGGCAUACACGCUUUUAGCGUUGCUGUUUAUUGGUUUUGUGCCCAUGUUACUUUUCGUUAUGCAAAGAGGUCCGAAGUGGAGGAAGCAGCGGAAAGCCAGUGAAGAUAAGGCAAUGGCAGGGAGACAAGAGAAACGGGAUUUGAAGGCUGCUGCGAAAGAGAGGAAGGCUAACGGUGAGACAUAG